Messenger RNA from Mobula hypostoma (lesser devil ray), 12933 nucleotides. Its product is annotated as copine-9-like. The transcript is spliced from 15 exons. Gene Ontology annotation, cellular component: plasma membrane. Gene Ontology annotation, biological process: cellular response to calcium ion. Gene Ontology annotation, molecular function: calcium-dependent phospholipid binding. Bases 785 to 2134 code for a protein of 449 amino acids. The record is from RefSeq and is a predicted model, not a curated record. Lineage: Eukaryota; Metazoa; Chordata; Chondrichthyes; Myliobatiformes; Myliobatidae.
AAGAAGCGGAGAGCUUUGAGACCUUCCUGAUGGGGGAUGGAAGUAUAUAGGGACUGGACAUCAAUGGUGAAAAUAAAGCGGUGGGGGGUGGGGCAGGGAACUUAAAAUCUGCGAAAAGUUUAAGAGCGUGGGAAGUGUCACGAACAUAGGUCGGAAGGGAUUGAACAAGGGGUGAUAAAACAGUGUCGAGGUAUGCAGAAACGAGUUCGGUGGGGCAGGAGCAAGCUGAGACAAUAGGUCGGCCGGGACAGGCAGGUUUGUGGAUCUUGGGUAGGAGGUAGAAACGGGAAGUGCGGGGUGUGGGAACUAUAAGGUUGGUAGCAGUGGAUGGGAGAUCCCCUGAGCGGAUAAAGUCGGUGAUGGUGUGGGAGACAAUGGCCUGGUGCUCCUUAGUGGGGUCACGAUCGAGGGGUAAAUAAGAGGAGGUAUCCGCGAGUUGUCGCUGUGCCUCGGCAAGGUAGAGGUCAGUACGCCAGACUACAACAGCACCCCCCUUAUCGGCGGGUUUAAUAAUAAGGUUAGGAUUAGUGCGGAGGGAGUGGAGAGCAGAGCGUUCCGAAGGAGUGAGGUUGGAAUGGGGACAAGGUGCGGUGAAGUCGAGACGGUUGAUGUCCCGUCGGCAGUUGGCAAUAAGGAGAUCCAGAGCAGGCAGAAGACCAGAGCGGGGUGUCCAUGAAGAAGAGGAGGGUUGCAGACGGGAGAAGGGGUCAUCGGUGGGGGUGGAACAGUCCUUGCCGAAGAAGUAGGCUCGGAGACGGAGACGGUGGAAGAAAAGUUCCGCAUCAUGGCGAACACGGAACUCGCUGAGGUGUGGGCGAAGGGGGACAAAGGAUUUCCUUGGUCAGAUUUUUGUCACUCUGGGAGAAAUCAUUGGAUCUCCAGGCAGUCGUGUAGAGAAAUUAUUAACGACAUUGCAACCAUGCAGCUCUGCGCAAACAAGCUGGAUAAAAAGGAUUUCUUUGGGAAAUCAGAUCCUUUUUUGGUCUUUUAUCGAAGCAAUGAAGAUGGAACGUUUACUAUCUGCCACAAAACGGAAGUGGUGAAGAAUACAUUGAACCCAGUCUGGCAGCCAUUCACCAUCCCAGUUCGAGCUCUUUGCAAUGGGGACUACGACAGAACAGUGAAGGUGGAUGUCUAUGACUGGGAUCGUGACGGCAGUCAUGACUUCAUUGGUGAGUUCACUACCAGUUACAGAGAGUUGUCCCGAGGCCAAAGUCAGUUCAACGUUUAUGAGGUUUUAAAUCCAAAGAAAAGAGGGAAAAAGAAGAAGUAUGUCAACUCUGGGACGGUGACCCUCCUGUCCUUCAAAGUGGAAUCUGAUUACACAUUUGUGGAUUAUAUUAAAGGCGGAACCCAGCUAAAUUUCACUGUGGCAAUAGACUUCACUGCAUCUAAUGGCAAUCCUUCGCAGCCUACCUCCCUCCAUUACAUGAACCCAUAUCAGAUGAAUGCAUAUGCCAUGGCUUUGAAAGCAGUUGGAGAAAUCAUUCAGGAUUAUGACAGUGACAAACUCUUUCCAGCAUUAGGAUUUGGAGCGAAACUACCACCGGAUGGGAAAGUUUCCCAUGAGUUUCCUUUGAAUGCAGAUCCAGACAACCCAAACUGCAACGGGAUUGAUGGAGUACUGGAGGGAUAUUAUCAGAGCUUGCGGAGAGUGCAACUGUAUGGACCAACCAACUUCGCACCAGUCAUUAAUCAGGUCGCCAGGUGUGCAGCACCAGUGACCGAUGGCUCCCAGUAUUUUGUGCUGUUGAUUAUCACCGACGGCGUGAUCUCCGACAUGGUACAAACUAAAGAAGCCAUUGUUAACGCCUCAGUCCUUCCGAUGUCAAUAAUCAUCGUUGGAGUAGGACCUGCAGAGUUUGAUGCAAUGGAGGAGCUCGAUGGGGAUGAAAUUCGAAUCUCCUCCAGGGGCCGUUAUGCAGAACGUGAUAUUGUCCAGUUCGUCCCAUUCCGAGAUUAUGUUGAUCGCUCUGGAAACCAGGUUUUGAGUAUGGCCCGGCUCGCAAAGGAUGUUUUAGCAGAAAUCCCAGAUCAGCUGCUGUCCUACAUGAAGACAAGAGAUAUAAAGCCACGGCCAGCCCCCCACUCUUACACGCCUGCCUCACAGCAAUCAUUUCGCACAAGGAUCUGAGCGAAUGCACUCUCUCUUUGAUCAAUGUAUUUAUAGACUGCUUUUAAUAUUGGAACUUCUAAGUAUACAAGUUUAAGAGAGCAAGCGGGAGAGAGAGAGAGAGAGAGAGAGAGAGUGAGAGAGAGAGAGAGAGAUGAAGAAUUGAACUUGCCUCUGUUCCAUUUAGAAAUAUUGACCAUAUUUAUUCCAGCUGCUGAUGUCAUCAUUGUCUUCAUGCGUGACUGAAUGGAAAUUAUGGAAACUUGCUCGAUGAGGUCCAUCAAUCACUUCAGGUUUAUGGCAUGGUUACAGCUACAUCUUCCAGGUCUCUUAACUCAGACAAAAUUUCAUUCUGUGCUAAUCUGUCCUGCUUUGAGCUGCCACAAAUAAUAACACUCUCGCCCUCCAGUUGCCUGUAAAUGAGCUUUCAGUGUUACUAUCAUAUUUGUUCAAACAAUGGUGUUGAUGGUAACCUCCAUCGUUGCUACAUUGUAAAGCUGGGUUCUAUAAUCGGUAUUUGACAGAGGCAGUUGAGGACCGAUAUCUUUUUCUUGAUAAAUUAGUAUUGAUUUUGUAUUUCAUUGCAAUCAAUGUCUUCUGCAGAGCAGAGAAAUCUAAUGGGUGGGAAAGUAAGCUUCCAAGUUCUUUCAGCCUUGACUAUAAACACUGCAGACCAAAUCCCCCUUGGGAUAAACUUUGAAAGCACCAGCUUAGUCUUCAAGCACCAGACAGUUAUCCUUAUGGUUCUAGUGGAACUUGAGUACCUACAGAUUGAUACAAAAAUAUCAAGCACAAAGUCAAACUAAUUUUAUUAUCAAAGUAUGAAUAUUUCACCAUAUACUACCUGGAGAUUCAUUUUGUUUCAGGCACUUAUAAGAAAAUAAGAAAUACAAUAGAAUUUAUGAAAAACUAUACAUCAACAAAGACUGACAAACUCUGUACAAUACAGAAUCAGAGUCAGGUUUAAUAUCACUGACCGUGUAGUGCAAUACCUUAAAAUUAUUAUAAAUUACAAUGAUAAAUAUAUAUAAAAUUAAAUUAAAUAAGUCGUGCAAAAAGAGAGCAAACAUAGUGACGUAGUGGGUUGUUUCAUUGUCCGCUCAGAAAUCUGAUGGCAGAGGGGAAGAAUCUGUACCUAAGACAAUGAGUGUGGCUCUUCAGGUUCCUGUACCUCCUCCUCGAUGCUGGUAAUGAGAAGAGGGAAUGCCCUCAGUGAUGGGCAUCCUUAAUGGUGAAUGCCACCAUUUUGACUCAUCACUUUUUGAAAGAGUACUCGGUGCUGGGGAGGCUAGUGCCCAGGAUGGAGUUCGCUUUUUCCUGACCCUGUGCAAUGGCCACUCUAUACCGUUUAGUGAUGCAACCACUGACGAUCCAUGAAAAUAUGUCACUAGGGAGUACCUAACCUUUCUUCAAGUUCAUCUACAGCAGGGUUUUCAUCAGUGUAUUAGGCCUGAAUUGUUGCCAUUCAUAUUGUUUAGAUCCCUUGUUAUUUUUAAUUGCCCGUGCACGUUGUCAUCCCCAAUGCAGAAAACCCAUAUCUAGUUCUGUUUGCCAGUAUUACUGUGUAAGCAGCCACUGGGUGAUCCUCGGGAAUGUUGUGCCGGUUUGAACUCAGCAUCAUCCCAUGGCUUUCUGAAAUCAUCAGUGUGCCUUUCCCACUCCACGAUGAGAAUGUGAAGUGCCACCAUGUUGAUAAUAGAAGAAUGAGUGGGGGAGAUCUCAUUGAAACCUAUCAAAUAUUGAAAGGACUAGAUAGAGUGUAUGUGGAGAGGAUGGGCAAGUCUAGGACCAAAGGGCACAGCUUCAGAAAAGAGAGACAUCCUUUAGAAUGGAAGGGAGGAGGUAUUUCUUUAGUCAGAGAGUAGUGAAAUUCAUUGCAACAGAUGGCUGUAGAGGCCAAGUAUCGGGUAUACUUAAAGUGGAGUUGGUAGAUUCUUGAUUAGUAAAGGUAUCAAUGAUAAUGGAGUCAAGCAGGAAAAUAGAGUUGUGAGGGAAAAUAAAUAGUUAUAGUCAUAGUCAUAGUCAUACUUUAUGGAUCCCGGGGGAAAUUGGUUUUCAUUACAGUUGUACCAUAAAUAAUUAAAUAGUAAUAAAACCAUAAAUAAUUCAAUAGUAAUGUAAAUUAUGCCAGGAAAUAAGUCCAGGACUAGCCUAUUGGCUCAGGGUGUCUGACCCUCCAAGGGAGGAGUUGUAAAAUUUGAAUGGUGGAGUAGACUCAAUGGGCCAAAUGGCUGAAUUCUUCUCAUUUGCCUUAUGGCCUUACGAUGCUCCAGUGCUCUGUAUAAAUCUUAUUGUCACAUUUCUGUUAUCUUAAAUUUCAUCCUUUACCAAACCAAGAGGGCAGACAGAACAUUACUGGAAUAAUUUCCUCCUUUCAUCACAGCCCGAUGGCUUUCACAUUAUGUUUUUAUGAAAUGCAAAGUCAAAGCCCUAAACUAUAACAUGGAAUCAGAGAAUACGCAGAAGGUCAGGCAGCAUUGGAAACAAAUAUCACAGACUGAAAACCAGGAAGCAGCCUGAUCUACACAUAAAAAUGCUGGAAGAACUCAGCAGGUCAAGCAACAUCUAUGGAAUUGAAUAGACAGUCGAUGUUUUUGGAUAAGAAUUUUCUUCACGACUAGAAAGGAAGUGGGAAGAUGCCAGAAUAAAAAGGUGGGGGAUGGGAAAGAGGACAAGCUAGAAAGUGAUAGGUGAAGCCAGAUGUGUGGGAAAGGUAAAGGGCUGGAGAAGAAGGAAUCUGAUAGGAGUGGAGAGUGGACCACAGGUAAAAGGGAAGAAGGAAGGGCACUAGAGGGAGGUGAGAAGUGGUAAGAGGCCAGAAUGGGGAAUAUAAGAAAAGGGAAGGGGGGGGAAGAAAAAAUAAUUACCAGAAGGAAAAAUUAUGUUCAUGCCAUCUGGUUGGAGGCUAUCUAGAUCCACAACCUGAUCUGUGGUGUAUUUACAGUAAUCUCCUUUUGGAGUUUGGGAAGUUUGCAGUUUCAAUUCUACUGCAAUAGAAUGUGUUGGAACUCCACUAUGCUAUCUGUCGAUGCUGCCUAAUCCCUCUGUUUCUGCAUUCAAAGUGUUUUGUGGUAACCUGUCUGAAAUGUGUUUUUUGGCUAUCCAAGAAUGCCGCUGUUUGGGUGCAUUUCCAAUUCAUAACCACAACUGUAGGACCACACUGUUUUGUCAAUGGUUAAUGUUCCCCUGUGGAUUGGCACCACACGUGCAUCAUACAGAACACUGCUACAGAGCUCUGUGGAAGCUACAAUCUUGUCUGACUGAUAAAGGUCAUACUUGUCAUCUCUCAAGCUGAAAUAGAGAAAAGGAUGAUUGACCUGGAGAAAAAUUGAAGGAGACGCCAAACCCUGCCAAUCCAUGAUGCAACACAUCAUUACAAUGCCAACUGGAGGCCACGCCAAAUAAUAUUUGUGUUUUGCAUCAUGCAUCAAUUAAAAAAUAUAAGGGUAGGAGCAACUUUUAUACAAAUGUUUUUCUUUGUCUCCUUUCUUGAAGUCUUUUUCUCUUGCUGGUUUACAAAUCCACUGAUAGUUAUUUAUUUAUCAUUUAUUGAGAUACAGUGCAGUAUAGGCCAUUCCAGUCCUUGAAGCCAUGCCAGCUCAGAAACUCCUGAAUAAACCUAGCCUAAUCAUGGGACAAUUUACAAUGUCCAAUUAACCUACAAACCAGUAAAUCUUUGGAUUAUAGGAGGAAACCUGAGUACCCAAAGAAAACAUCCAUUCCACAAGGAGGACAUACAGACUCCUUGCAGAUGAUGGCAGAAUUGAACUUUGAACUCUGACGCCAUGAGCUGUAUUAGCAUCAAACUACCCACUCAGCUACCGUGGCACCUACUCCUCAUUGGUAAACUUUGAGACUUUGACCAGCCACCACAGUGGGUGACUGCCAUCCUUAAAACAGUGCUUACGCAGCUUCUGUAUGGGCAAAGCUUCCAUUUGGAAUGUUUGCCAAUAUCAAAACACAGGUCCACACUUCUGAAAGGCCAAAAGCUAUGCUUCCCAAUACAGCUAAAUAUCCACAUCCCUUUACUUUUCAGCAAAGGGUGCCUGAUUACAUUUUACACUCAGUGGCCACUUUAUUAGUGUAACAUGCUGCAGGGUUUCACUGCUGUGUAACAUGCUGGAAGGUUUCAUUGAUAAUGUAAUGGUUUCUCUGUAGCAGCAAUGUUUGGCUUAUGACUAGAGAUAACAGGGAUUAGAAUGCUGUUGUUCUUUCUUGUGAGUCUGGAAGAGAGAUUUUUGCAGUCUUUUGCCAGGGAGAGAUGGGGAGAGAAGAUGCGAAUAGAGAGAGUUAGUAGACCACCAGAUGGGGUGGACUCAGAGUGAGGGUCCGAAGGGCAGCGAAAAUCAGAGGAGGUCAAUGUGGAAGACCGGCUUAUCAGUAAGAUCCAACAUUGCGUAACAGACUGUUUCAUAAGAUUGGGCCAUUUUUAUUUUUUUUGUUUACUAACCAUAUAGUCACAGUAAGAAUUAUAAAGCUUAAUCAUUUAAUCACAUAUUAUGUACUGUUUGUUAUUUUGGGGUACUAAUUUGUAACAGGGGACACAUCAUGCAGCAUCCACCCAAACAAGAUUUCUUAAGUUUGGCCAGGCUAGGGGCUAUCACCUCCUAUAUUAAGCCACUAGCCGAAGCGAGAGUUGCAAUUGUGGGAGCUUGUCCGGGAUUGAUUCCUUUGGAUGCUGUGUGAUUACCCUGAGCAAUGAACCAGUGGGGCAGUUAUUUGUAUUCUGGGUGAAUUGUUAAUUCGCCUGUUAAAUACUGUUGAAGUUGCGAUUGUGGGUGGAGGUUUGAUAAAAUGGCUGGCACAGCUCUUGUUUUAAUGCAGUCCAGCGCUGAGGUAGCAGUAGCUGGGGGGGUGGGGACAGAGAUUUCAAGGACAGGGUUCUCUCAUUUUUGAGUAGUGAGGGGAAAGAGUGGUCACAUUUGGAAUGUCUAAUUAGUCCUCGCUCCCCGGUGAAGAGUGAAAAUUCUGAGUUAGUAUCCACCCUUAUUUCUCUGGCGAAUAAAUGGAAAAAUCAGAUUGAAGGUUCCAACUAUGGCAGGCUCCGCCUAUUCUCUGGAAUAACGCCUACUCCUAAAGAGAAGGAGGAGUAUGAGAUUGGGGGGAGCAGACCUCUCAGUUGUUAGAUGAGUGGCAGUGCUCUGAUGAUGAAAAGCAACAGAGAUUGGUUGGAAGUUUGAAUGGGCAGGCUGCUGAUGUUUUGAGAGCUGUCAGGUUGAAAUAUCCGGUAGUGACAUCUGUCAGUCAAUUACGUGCAAGCACUGGACAAUGCUUUUGGCCCGACAGGAAGCCCAAUGGAGCUCAUGGUGGGGUUUCAGAACAUGUGUCAGGAGAAGGGGAAGAAGCUUUCUACUUUUAUUUUUUGGCUAGAGAGGCAGCUAAAUUGCUUGCAGCACAGAGGAGUCAUUCAGGCGGCUGAGGUGGAUCAGUUAAGAAUGGACCAGAUAGCCAGGGGCGCCCAGUCCCAUGACCUGAUUGCUUGGGGGUCUCUGACAGUCUCGUAAGACAUGCCCCCCUCCAUCUUUUGUCGAGCUGAUCAGAGAAGUACGGGAAGAGCCUCAGUAGUAUUCCCCACAGUGAAGUGACCACAGGUAGCCUACCCUGGGGAGCGGUAGAGGAGAUUGUGGCAGAGUUGAGAACGGAGAUAUGUCGGCUGUUAUCAGCGGGUGUGACCCUCCCCCCCCCAUAUGAUGGAGCUGAUGGGGGGUGUCAGAUCCCCCAAGGGGACAAACAAUGUGGAGGGCUGCUGGCAGCAGGUGUCACGCCAGAAGGAGAGUGAGCCCCCGGGUACCUAAGCAGGGAGGCCCAGGAAAACCUAGAGGAGACCCAGUGAGCGAACAGCCUGGUGUCUCUGGGGGAACACGUUCCCAGCAAUGUACCAAGGAACCCCCAAAAGCGAAAGACCCAAUUCCUGAAGGCUUAGUGGGAUCAUGCUCCAGUGUGUCACUACGGAUAGAGGGUAUUUAUGCUAAAGCCAUACUCGACACCGGGUCACGGGUCACGUUGUUGUACCAUUCGUUUUACAACAGGUAUCUGAAGCAUUUACCCCUGACCCCAUUUAGUGCACUGGCAAUCUGGGGCUUAGUGCUAGUGAUUAUCCAUACGACGGUUAUUUGUCAGUGAAGUUGGAGUUCUCGGAGGCCAAUGUGGGAGUGUCUGAGGUACUGGUUUGUCGGGUCCCUGUUGAGAAGGGCAGCGUUUCAAUUCUGGUGGGGACCAACACCCCUCUUGUGAAGAGACUCAUGGAGACCUGCAAGCAGAAGAAUGGCAAGAGCUUUCUGGGAAUAUUGUCCGUGCACCCAGUGUUUUAGGCUGCUUUUGAAGAAGUGCGUGGCUGCAUCAGGCCGGAUACCAAAUUUAAACGAGCGACUGUGUCGUUCACCCACUCGAAGCCAAUGGUAGUACGGCUCGGGGAAGUAGCGAGGGUGAUGGGGACCCCCGAAUUUCCCGGAGUGCCUGACGGUGAAGCCCUCUUAAUGGAUGCUCCAGAAGACCACCGGGGGCGGGAUUUCUUGCUGGGGUACUGGUGAGGCCUGAAUUACAGAAGCCCUUAGUUGUACAGGCAAGCAGGAUGGCAGUGAUUGUCAGGAACACUACGAAGAGCAGGUCACCUUCAAAUGGGUAUGCCCCUGGCACAUUUGUUCUCAGUGACGGUAAUGUCUAGUGCUCCCGUGAGACACGCCGGGGAGAAACUAUUGGAAAAAGGGGGAAAGUUGGGUCACUCAGCUUCGGGACUCCCCGGUUCCUACGGGUUGGAAGAGAAGGUUGAUAGAGAAGAUGUUGAAGCUGGAAGGUAUCUUUUCCACUGAAGAGUUUGAUGUGGGUUGUUCCAAGAGCACACGUCACACUAUCUGGGUGACUGAGGAUACCCCAUUCAGAGAAAGGUCAUGGCGACUGGCCCCUGCAGAGGUGGAGGAUGUUCGGCAGCAUUUGUAUAAGUUGAAGGAAGCUGGGAUCAUCACCAAGUCCCAAAGCCCCUAUGCGUCCCCAAUAGUAGUGGCCCGAAAGAAGAAUGGGAAGGUACGGAUGUGUGUGGGCUAUAGGACUCUGAACAGGCACACCAUCCCUGACCAGCAUACGGUCCCAAGGAUUGAAAACACGCUGGCUUGCUUGAGUGGUGCGAAGUGGUUCAGUGUGCUGGACUUGAGGAGUGGAUAUUACCAGAUCCCCAUGAGUGAGGCUGGCAAAGAGAAAAUGGCAUUUAUAUGUCCCCUGGGAUUUUUCCAUUUCAAAAGGACGCCCCAGGGCAUCUCGGGAGCUCUUGCAACCUUCCAGCGGGUCAUGGAGAAGACGGUGGGGGAAAUGCUUGAGAUAUUGGUGAAUCUGGAUGACCUCAAAGUUUUUGGAUCCACCUUGGAGGAACAUGAAGCGAGGCUGCUGAUGGUGCUGGGCUGCUUGAAAGCUGAAGCGUUAAAACUUUCCCUGGACAAGUGCCAGUUCUGCCAAACAUCUGUUAGCUAUGUUGGGCACAUAGUCUCACGGAAUGGGGUAGUUACAGACCCAGCUAAGAUCGAGGUGGUUACCACUUGGCCAAGACCCCAGACUGUGAGCACUUUGCGCUCGUUGCUUGGGUUCUGUGGUUACUAACGGAGGUUUGUGAAAGGCUACACGAAAGUGAGUCACCCUUUGAAUCAGCUUCUGUGCAGUUACCCUCCCUCGGGGAAGAAAGGGAGGGGGAGAAAAGGACAGGCGGGUGGAGAGUAUCUUAGCCCGUUGGAAUCCUUUGGACUGAGGUGGGAUACAAAAUGUGAGGAGGCCUUUCAGUCGCUGAAGGAGCUGCUGACCCAGGUGCUGGUGCUGGCUUUUGGGGACCCCCAAUUACCGUAUGUACUGCACAUGGAUGCCAGACGAGAGGGUCCUGUAUCAGGAUCAAGGCUCUGGGUUGAGGCCCAUUGCGUUUGUCAGCCAGAUCUGUCGCCCUCCGAGAAAAACUAUCCCACACACAAGUUGAAAUGGGCAGUGGUGGAUAAACUGAGUGACUACCUCUACAGGGCCAAGUUUGAGGUGAGGACGGACAACAACCCCCUAACUUAUAUCCUGAUUUGGUGAGACCGGAUGCCAAAGGCUAUCGGUGGUUGGCGGCGUUGUCCGCCUAUGAUUUCAGCCUGAACUACUGACUGGGAAGCAGGAACAUUGAUGCUGAUGCUUUGUCCCGACAGGCGCAUUAGGGAUUGGUCAGGAACGAGGAGUGGGAGAGCGUUCCUGCCUUGGGGGUGAAGGCCCUGUGUCAGUUUGCCAUCAUCGUGAAGGCAGAGGAAAACAAGGGGCAGAAGCGAGUGGUGGAUUAAUUGGGGGCUUCUGAUGAUGCCAUCCCCCAAUUUGUAACCUGACUGCUCUGAAGACAAAUCAGCUGCUGGAAUUGAGUUCUGGGGAAGGGGCAGCUGCUCAGCGAGAUGAUCCGGGCAUUGGUACCAUUUGGGCGGUGGUCGAAAAGGGAGACGCGGCUCAGGCGGAGAGGAUGAAACACGCGCCAGUACCUCCAUUACUACAAGAAUAGCCUCAGCUGGAGUUGAAGAACCCGACCUCGGCGUUGACAGCUGGUUCUGCCCGAGAAGUAUCGGAGGAUGGCGUUGAAAUCACUUCAUGAUGAUUCUGGGCAUUUGGGGGUGGAAAAGACCUACGGAUUGCUCAGAGACCAGUUUUACUGGCCCUGAAUGAAGUCGGAGAUCGAAGAAUACUGCAAGUCACACAUUCGAUGCAUACGGCGGAAGACACUGCCUAUGCGGGCAGCUCCCUUGUCCCACUGGCAGAGUACGGGGCCUCUGGACCUGGUGUGUAUGGAUUUCCUGACAAUAAAAUCCAAUGCCAGCAACACGGCGAAUGUCUUAGUCAUCACAGACCACUACACCAGAUAUGCUCAGGCUUUUCCUACGAAGGACCAGAGGGCGUCCACGGUGGCAAAAGUGUUAUGGGAGAAGUAUUUUGUUUAAUAUGGCCUUCCCAGGCGGAUACAUAGUGACCAGGGACGGGACUUCGACAGCUGAGUCAUCUAUGAGUUACUGGGCAUGCUUGGAGUCAAGAAGUCGAGGAUCAUGCCCUAUUAGCCGCAGGGCGAUCCCCAGCUAGAGAGAUUUAAUCGAACCUUGCUAGACAUGCUCGGGACCCUGGAGAUCAGCAAGAAAAACAGGUGGAGUCAACAUAUUGGGCAUCUGGUUCACAGUUAUAAUUGUACACGAAAUGAAGCCACUGGGUACUUGUCAUAUUAUCUGAUGUUUGAGCGCAAGGCAAGGUUGCCCAUUGACCUUUGUUUUGGGACUGACGAGGAUGACUUACCACCGAAACCUUAUCUGAAGUAUGUGCCAGACAUGAGAAGAGAGUUGAAAAGGGCUUAUGAAAUAGCUGGGGUCGUGGCUGCCAAGCAGAAUCAAGAGAAUAAGAGAAGGUAUGAUCGAAAGGUGAGGUUCUCCCAACUCCUGCCAGGAGACCGAGUCCUCCUAAGGAAUUUGGAGCUACCUGGAAAGUAUAAGUUGGCAGACCGCUGGGCGGCUACGCCCUAUGUGGUGGAGAGUCAGAUGCCAAAUGUACCAGUUUUCUGAGUGAAACCAGAGGAUAGGAAUGGGCCUGUCAAGAUUCUCCAUCGGAACCACCUGCUGCCCCUGGGACAAGAGGUGCAGGUUGACCCAGAGCCUGACCUGGAGCCUACACCUAGUAAGAGGACUCUUCGGAAGUGCAGGGUGACUACCGGGCCCCCAACAGGCGAGGUUAGGCUGGGCCCCACCCCUGAGAGGGAUACUAAUUCGGAGGAUGAGGACCUGGAUAUGUGGUAUAUGCUGCCUUUGGCUAACUCCCCAUUGAUUGAGGAAGAGGCUCUCGGCCCUUCUCCUGCUGAGUCAGGUGAAGUGGUGGGGGGAGGGGCUAUCUGUGGGCAGCCUGGGUUGCAGCGGGACUCUGCAGGGGAGAAAGUGGAGUUUGAUCACGGAACAGAGGGCUUCGAGUUGCAGGUAGGCACGAGUGAUAGAUCGGGGGAGGCCUCACCAAGUAGACCGGAAAUAUCCCUAGUAGUGUCAGAACCUGAAGCGUUAGAUGAUGGGGUGCGGAGGUCUCAGAGAAUUAGGAGACCACCGGAUAGGUUGGCCUAUGUAGCACCAGGGGAACAGAGUGUGACCCCUACUGUGUUGGGGAGCUACAGUAUGUCACUGCCUUUUACACCCAGAUUGGGCUUUUUGUUUUGUAGGAAGGGUUGGCGAAUUAUCUCAAUGUCAUGAGGACGUGACUAAACUUGGUGGGGGAGAGAGUGUAACAUGCUGUAGGGUUUCACUGCUGUGUAACAUGCUGUAAGGUUUCACUGAUAAUGUAAUGGGUUAUGUCUAGAGAUAACGGGGUUUGGAAUGCUGUUGUUCUUUCUUGUGAGUUUGCAAGGGAGAAUUUCGCGGUCUUUUGCCGGGAAGGGAAGAGAUGAGGAGAGAAGACGCUAAUGGAGAGAGUUGGUAGACCGCCGGACGGGGUGGACUUGGAACGAGGGUCCGAAGGGCAGCAACGAUCGGAGGAGGUCGAUGGUGGACGAUCGGCUUAUCAGAGAGCUCCAACAUUGCACAAUAGACUGUUUCAUAAGAUUGGGCCCUUUUUCUCUUUACUUCAUUUUCUUUACUAACCAUAUAGUCAAAGUAAGAAUUAUAAAACUUAAUCAUUUAAUCGCAUAUUGUGUACUGUUUAUUAUUUCAGGGUACUGAUUUGUAACAGGGAACACCGCGCAGCAUCCACCCAAAUGAGAUUUCUUAAGUUUGGCUGGGCCGGGGGCUAUCACCCCCCCUAUAUUAAGCCGCUAGCCAAAGUGAGAGUUGCAUUAGGUACACCUGUACACCCUCUCGUUAAUGCAUAUA